Xylona heveae TC161 is the source of this 1005-nucleotide messenger RNA. RefSeq lists its product as hypothetical. Bases 59 to 769 code for a protein of 236 amino acids. Lineage: Eukaryota; Fungi; Ascomycota; Xylonomycetes; Xylonales; Xylonaceae. The record is from RefSeq and is a predicted model, not a curated record. The transcript has a single exon.
UCGCAUCUCGCUGACAGGGACUUUCCCUCGGCCAAGCCCGUGUACGUCCUCUUCUGUCAUGAAUUUGACCAUUGUGAUUUCUGCCCAAAUCAGAGCCCCAGUUAGCGGCCUUGGCAUACCCUUGGCCCUUUCUCCGCGGAUAUUGGCCUGCAUCCCGGCUGACUGCCUGAAACGACUGUCUUGUGCCUGGAAUAUUGUUGGUUCGUUGCGUCGCACAUUGUACCACUUAAAAUGGCCUGACCCUGCCUUGGCGUUGCCCUUUAAUAAAAUAACCCGUAUCGUCCCGCACUGUAUCCAGUACUUAGCCGUUGGUAAGGGCACGGAUGAUGGGAAUGAAAUAAUGCGAUGCUCCCAGGCAGUCACAUCGAUCCAAAACGCUCAGGGUUCGCACCAAGCCUUGUACGUUUUGCCAUUCAACUCCAUCGGAGCUUUACCUGCGGGAAUGCCAGAGUUCAGCGCAUUCGCGAUAUGGUACAAUUACCUCUUUUCUAACUCUCCUCUUUUGUUUCGUCCUUUUGCUGGUAUUGGUAUACCGACACAUUGCAAAUUAGAAUUUUCGUACACUGGACACUUAUGCACCAGUUCCCCCUUGCUUCAAGUGUUUGUUACACUUUUCCAGUGCUUACCCACGCUACGCUGCGCAGCCAUAGGGCAGAAGCGCCCAGUCCCGGUUGGCUGGGAAAUAAAAUACAGGCAACUUGCGUCGGAAGUAAAGCAGCAUCAUGCAAGGUGCAACAGCUGUGGGAUAAUAGAACAGUACAUCGCAUAAAAUAAUCAACGGGCCUUAGAGCAGACAUGUGCCCAACAUGUGCUGAAUGCAUAUGUUUUAUGCACAUGUUACAUGCGGCCCAUCGCCCAUGGAUGGGGUUUGUGGAAUGCACAAUUUUUGGCCGGUGCUCUACAUAAACCUUGUGCAGGGCCGAGAGGGGCACAACCCGUCUAAGAUGAAGAGCAUCAAUCAAAGAGCUUCAUUGAACCCUGAAAUAUUAGACAAAUUCAAGAUUU